CGGGCCGGCGCCGCACGCUACCAUGUUUCUCGUCGCGUUCCCGUCUGAGUUGCUACGAAAACUCGAAAAGCAUGCGUUGCUGCGAGGCCUGGAAGCUGGAACACACGCCGGCCCUUCUCUGCCGGUCCUCCUCAACCUCGCGCUACCUGGGAUUCCUCCUCAGCGUUCUCGGCCACCCUGUCGUGACAUCCAUUGCUGGCAGGCUGCAGAGGACUCCUGUAAAGGUGGCGCUUCGCUUGGGCCUUCAGAUGGGCCAGAGCGUGCUCCCGAAGAGCACUGACGAAGCAAGGAUCAAGGAGAACAUCGACAUCUUUGGCUGGUCCAUUCCUGAAGAGCUGAUGGCCGAGUUCUCUGAAAUCGAACAGGUUAAGCUGCUCAGAGCAGAGUUUGGAGUGAACCCGAUGAAUGGUUACAAGACGCUGGAGGAUCUGUGGGAUGGUGAAUUCUGAACCUGGAGUGAUAGUUUGUUUUGCACUCUUGAGUGAAAAGCACAGCGCCACCAUGUCGGGCAAAACAUAUCCCCGGUUACAUUUGCUUAUCAUCCAAAGUACAGCGUAAAACUUCCUCUUGAACAGCUCAGAGAUGGUCUCAUGGUCUCUGUCUGGUUCAGUUGAUGGGGCCAUCCGAACAUGGAAGUAGAAUGGGAUUCUCUCCUUUUCUUCUCAUGUUAAGCGCAUGUGAUCUGCUGGA
Messenger RNA from Panicum hallii, 690 nucleotides. RefSeq names its product aldo-keto reductase family 4 member C10-like. Gene Ontology annotation, molecular function: aldose reductase (NADPH) activity. The transcript has 3 exons. Bases 72 to 449 code for a protein of 125 amino acids. Lineage: Eukaryota; Viridiplantae; Streptophyta; Magnoliopsida; Poales; Poaceae. The record is from RefSeq and is a predicted model, not a curated record. Gene Ontology annotation, cellular component: cytosol.